Molecule: messenger RNA, 2226 nt
Organism: Schizosaccharomyces octosporus yFS286
Lineage: Eukaryota; Fungi; Ascomycota; Schizosaccharomycetes; Schizosaccharomycetales; Schizosaccharomycetaceae
Product: microtubule-associated protein
Exons: 1
Coding region: 105-2030 (641 amino acids)
Source: RefSeq, a predicted model, not a curated record
CUGGGGGAUACGAGAACAUCGUCGAAACAACAUCAACUUCAUAAUAAACGUUCUUUUAGAUACUCUAAUCUUUUCAUACAUUCUUUUCUUUCUCUAAUAUAAUAAUGCCAAUGCCGGGUUCGACUAAUCAAGAGCCUUUGGCAGAGGCAGAAACAAACAUGCUGCAGCGAUUAGAACAAUUACAAAUGCAGACAUCCAACAUUCUUAAAAAGCUGCAUUCCACCACGACCUUCUCGGAAACUUCAUCGGCUGAUCAUGUAAACAAGAAUGAUACCGUUGCUGAAAGCUCAUUGUCCAAGAUGCCUACCGACAAUAUUGAUUCAAUUACCGAGGCGAUGGUUAAUGUGAAAAUAAAUGAAGAUCCAAAAACGCAAGAGUCUGCUAAUAACUCGAUUAACCAGGACACUCCUUCUCUAGAUCAACAAGAAACCCCUCAGAUACCUGCUACCAUUUCACCCAGCAAAACGAAGGUUAAAGCUCGAGCUAUUCGACCUUUUGCUAAGUCGCCUCAGGAAUCGCUUCCGGCAGAUCAACCUCAACGAACUGUACCAUCUCGCUUGUCUGGUCGUCUUUCCAAUGGCGUUCAAAGUUCAAGACUUUCAUCCUCGGGAAUUUCUCCGUCACCAGUACGUCCUCCAUCUUCGUUAGCUUCCCGGUCUUCAUUUCCUUCAUCAACCAGUCCUAAAGUCUCACUUUCUACUCCCAAAUCGCCGGCUAUGGUAAACCCUCAAGUUGCUAGAUCCAGAUCUUCCUUGGGUGUUCGUCCUCCCUCCAGAAUCACCGUCAAUUCUAUCUCCAGUGUACAAGAUACUACACCUAAAGUACAAUCUAAACCUUCCACUGGAGCAAAUGUUUCUUCCCCUUCAGUUUCUCCCAAAGUCUCUGCUAGGCGAACUAGUGGGGUCUCCAUUGUUCGUCCUGCCACUCGGGCUGGAACAACACGGCCAAUGUCACGCACGAUGGGCCCCUCCUCUGUAGGAAUACGUGAAAAUCAAUCUACUUCCCAGUCUCCUGCUGUCCCAAAGGCAAAAACCAACGCCCGUGCAAAUAUCCUUCGCCCCUCUACUUCUGCUUAUACCGUACGUCCAGGUUCCAGAAUCCUCCGUGAUCCUGACACAUCUCGCGAUAUGGCUAGACAUCCUCCAAAUUCUUCUCUGCGUACCAGCUCAUCCCUGGGCGUUCGUUCUCCACCUACGAGUACAGCACAUAGAUCACCGUCGAGACUAGAGCAAACGGGAGCAAGUAUCAAGAAUUCUAGUGCUAAAAUAGUAAGACCUUCAACUGCAGCUGACGUACGAUCACCAUCAAGGAGUACUUCUGCUACUAGAACACCUUCUCGAUUAGGACAAACUGGUGCUGCUUUAAAAAACCCAAACAUUAAAGUCCUUAGACCAGGAACUGCUGCUGGGGUACACUCUUCUGCUAGAAGCAUUGUCCCAAGAGCACCAUCUAGGUUGGAACAAACGGGAGCCACAAUAAAAAAAUCUAAUGUUAGGGUAAUGAGACCCGGAACUGCCACUGGGACACGUUCACCUUCUAGGGUUGCUGCACCAAGAGCACCGUCGAGACUCGAACAGACCGGGCCUGAUACUAAAAAAUCAAAUGUCAAGGUUGUGAGACCCGGGACUGCUGCUGGGAUACGAUCUCCUUCUAGAGCCGCUGCCCCAAGAGCACCGUCCAGGCUUGAACAAACAGGUGUUAUUGUAAAAAACUCAAGUGCUAAGAUAAUGAGGCCGGGUACUGCCUCUGGCGUACGAUCUCCAUCACGACUUGCACAAACUUCCGUUCCUUCAAAAACUCCAAUUAAUGGAGUUCGAGCAAGAGCUUCAAAUAUAGAGCGGCCUGCAUCCUCAUUACGAAUUCACGCUCCUUCUCGUUCUUUACAGCGUCCGUCUAUCAUUCGCCCAACCACCUCUUUGCAACGAGAGCGAAGCAAAGUUCCAGGAAUUUCCAGUCCACUGCCGGAAGAUGUCGAUGUAUCUAAAAAGCCCGAGUCCAACGAAUCAUUAGACCUCAACAAAAUAAAUUGACAGCAUACCUCUUCUUUUAAUGUUUACGACCAAGUCUCUUUUAGGUGGUUUAUUUUAUACGAGUGUUAGUAAUAGUCACUUCAUUUUAGCAUAAUCAUUCCGUACAAUCAAUGUGAUAAUUUCUUGUUUGAACCCUUUACAACACUUUUCUCCGUUAUUUCAAUCAAUCUAAAUUAGAAUAAAUUUGAUGUUUUAC